AUGUCCGACCCGAGCACCGUCGCCGUCGCUUCAUCAGCCGGCAAGGCAACAGGCUUGCCAGUACGACUGCAAUGCAAGUUCUACCUCCAGCACAAGCGAAGGCACUGUGGCAUGACUCGGAAAGCGGGUCUCGACUAUUGUUCGGAGCACUUGAACACCUUGAGGCAGCAGGAUCCGAAUCUGGCGGCCGUCAAGGGCCGCCGGAUCGCAUGCCCUAUCGACCCCAGACACUCGGUAUGGGAAAAAGACGUCACCCGUCAUCUGCGCAGAUGUAACACCGCCAAGAAGAACCGGCCGCCCGUGGACUGUCCCUGGGUCAAGUUGGACUACAACUGGAAACCUCUGCCUGCUUCCGAGACCCACGAGCCGCACCACGCCGCCGACGACGCAUCGAUCCUGCGAUCCAUCCCGAUCUUGAAGCGGUGUUACGCACAAAACUUUGCUGCUUCGCCAAUCUCGCUCGAAGUCAAGCGCAACGCUACCGUGGAAUCGCACCGGUUUCCCCAGCUGCUGGGCUCCAAAAAGCAUGCUCUGCAGCAAUCGUCUCUGAUUCAGUAUUUGCUGGACAACAAAAUGGCGCCGCAAAGCGACAGCGACGACAUCACCUACAUCGAGUUCGGUUGUGGGCGGGCCGAAUUUUCCCGCUACCUCAACCGCAGCGUUUUCGACUACAGAGGUAUUGCCGCUACUGCAAAUGGCGCCCACCGUGUACCCCGCCAGCCGCGUUUCCUUCUGGUUGAUCGUGCUUCCAAUAGAAUGAAGUUCGACUCCAAAUUCAGAGAAGAUCUGGACGAGCUUUACGGCGACAGCGUCCCCGCAGACCAACGAACAUAUGCCACUCUGGACCGCAAGAAGAUCGAUAUCAAGGACCUGUAUAUCGACCAGCUGCUGCAAGAUUCCGACCCCAGGUGUGUGGCGAUCUCUAAGCACCUCUGUGGGGUGGCCACCGACCUCACCAUCCAUUGCUGUCUCAACAGUGAUGUGCUUCACACACAAAAAAAGAAGCUCCACGGGAUGGUAAUUGCCAUGUGUUGCAGACACGUCUGUGAUGCUCACCAGUAUGUGAAUCGGCCCUUCAUCGAAUCCCUGAUCGAGGGUUCUGAGAUGUCGUACGUGGAGUUCUUCAACUCGCUCAAGAAAAUUGCGUCCUGGGCCGUAUGUGGCAGGAGAGAGGGCAUAAACGACCGCGACAUCAACCAUCAUUUCACAAACUUGCCCGUUAUUGAACGCGAAGAGCUCGGCCAAAGAGCCAGGCGAAUCAUAGAUGAAGGUCGCGCUGAAUUUCUGCGCAGUAAUGGCUAUAAAGUCUCUUUGGUGAAGUAUAUAGAGUCCUCGGUCUCACUAGAAAAUGUAGCCAUGGUGGUUACCAGGAUAUAG
Lachancea dasiensis is the source of this 1377-nucleotide messenger RNA. The record is from the annotation of a GenBank genome assembly. NCBI's taxonomy places the organism in Eukaryota, Fungi, Ascomycota, Saccharomycetes, Saccharomycetales, Saccharomycetaceae.